AUGGUCGACGAACCAGGCCAGCCCCCGGCCUUGACCACGCUGAGUCUCGCCGAGAAGGCUCACGAGAAGCAGCCCGUCAAUCAGGUCGUGACACCCUUCGAUGUCUCCGGUGGAGUAGACGAACACGGCAAGCUGCUGCCCGUGGACUAUGACAAAUUGGUGCGAGAAUUCGGCGCCACUCCCAUCACGCCCGCUUUGCUGGAGCGAUUCGAGAAAGUUACCGGCCACCGCCCGCACCGCUUCAUGCGCAGAGGCAUUGUCUUCAGCCACCGCGACUUGACUGCCAUUCUGGACCGCUAUGAGAAGGGCCAGCCUUUCUAUCUCUACACGGGCCGGGGACCGAGUAGUGAUAGUAUGCAUGUCGGACACACCGUUCCAUUCGAGUUCACCAAGUGGCUACAGGAUGUAUUCGACGUGCCCCUCGUGAUCAUGAUGACCGACGACGAGAAGUACAUGCACUCCGCCAAGGUCGACGUCGACGACGCCAAGCGAUACACCAAGGCGAAUGUGAAGGACAUUAUUGCAGUUGGAUUCGACAUAAAGAAGACCUUUAUCUUCAGCGACUUUGAUUUCAUCGGCGGGGCAUUCUACGAAAACAUUUGCCGCAUGGCCAAGCGCAUCACGAUCAACCAGGUGCGCGGCACGUUUGGGUUCAAUGACAGCAACAACAUCGGCGAGUUCCACUUCUGCGCGACCCAGUCCGCGACCGCAUUCGCGACGAGUUUCCCGCAAAUCUUCGGCACGGACAGGAAGAAGGUCUCGUCCAUCCCCUGCCUGAUCCCGUGUGCCAUCGACCAAGACCCUUACUUCCGGCAAUGCCGAGAACACGCCGAGAAGAUGAAGUACAAGAAGCCGUCGCUGAUCCACUCUAUCUUCCUGCCCGCGCUACAGGGCCCUGGGUCCAAAAUGUCCGCUAGUGUGGAUAUCUCCGCCAUCUUCAUGAGUGACGCACCGAGUCGCAUCAAGAACAAGAUCAACAAGUACGCUUUCUCCGGUGGACAGGAGACUGCCGAGCUCCACCGUGAACUGGGCGGCAACAGCAAGGUCGAUGUGCCGUUCCAAUACUUGACUUUCUUCCUCGAGGAUGAUGCGGAGCUGGAGAGUAUCCGCAAGUCUUAUGAGAGUGGCGAAUUGAUGACGGGUGAGAUGAAGCAGCGCUGCAUUGCUGAGCUCCAGACGUAUGUCCAGGGCUUCCAGGAGCGCCGCAGCAAGGUGACUGAUGAGCUUGUGGCCGAGUUCAUGCGGCCUCGUGCGCUGGAGUGGAAGGGGAAUCCGAACCCGGUUGUGGCUGAGAAGACCAAGAAAUAG
Penicillium lagena is the source of this 1308-nucleotide messenger RNA. RefSeq names its product tryptophan--tRNA ligase WRS1. The transcript has 2 exons. Gene Ontology annotation, cellular component: cytoplasm. Gene Ontology annotation, molecular function: tryptophan-tRNA ligase activity; ATP binding. The record is from RefSeq and is a predicted model, not a curated record. Gene Ontology annotation, biological process: tryptophanyl-tRNA aminoacylation. The coding region runs from base 1 to 1308 and encodes 435 amino acids. Lineage: Eukaryota; Fungi; Ascomycota; Eurotiomycetes; Eurotiales; Aspergillaceae.